This is a messenger RNA of Hirundo rustica (Barn swallow), 12131 nucleotides long. It is a transcript of the gene PEAK1, whose product is annotated as pseudopodium enriched atypical kinase 1. Gene Ontology annotation, cellular component: focal adhesion; actin cytoskeleton. Lineage: Eukaryota; Metazoa; Chordata; Aves; Passeriformes; Hirundinidae. The record is from RefSeq and is a predicted model, not a curated record. The coding region runs from base 608 to 5983 and encodes 1791 amino acids. Gene Ontology annotation, biological process: protein phosphorylation. Gene Ontology annotation, molecular function: ATP binding; protein kinase activity. The transcript has 9 exons.
CAGCCCCGUCCCGGGAGCCGCGUCCUCACCGGGGCCCGGCGGGAACGGGAACCCCAGCCCGCACGGAGCCUCCUGGGCGCAGCCGCCGCCUCCCCACGGGAGGCGCCGCGGGGCUGGGCAGACCCUGCCAGAGCAUGGAAGAUCCUGCCUUUAAACUCCAAGUCAGAGACUGAAUAAAUACUUAUACUCCUUCCAGUCCCUGUGUAAGGAAUGCCUGGUGGGGAUGUGGAUCACCUGCUUGGCCAGGAACAGAACCAAGUGUUUAGUCCCAGGAAGGACGCUGGGCUCUUCUCCCCACUCCUGGUUCUGUGUUGUGCUGCCAGAAAAAUGUUGCUGCCCUGACCAGCAGUCAUGAAGAGAAGGGGGUGAGGCGAAUUUGUCGGGAGAAGUCAGAAGUUUUGAAAUUUUCAGCAGGAUUUAUUACCAGGGGGUGCAGAAGAUUUUGCCAAGCCAGCCAUUGACAUGAGAAAGGAUUCAGUGCCUCAGACUUAAGUGCAUGAUCACUGCCCAAGCAAGCGUCCGUACUACAUGACCAGAGCGGAGCCACAUGGAUGAGACCCCUACCAUGCACUGAGCAGCACGGCAUCAGGCGCAGAGCUCUGGGAAAAUGUCUGCUUGCAACACUUUCACUGAGCACGUCUGGAAGCCCGGUGAAUGUAAGAACUGCUUCAAGCCCAAGAGCUUGCACCAGUUACCCCCGGUGUCAGAAAAAAAGCCCCUCUCACAUGGAAACCUGAAACCCAAUGCAAACCAAAGCAACAGCCAGCGCGGGAGGAACGCCGGCAGCUUCCGCCCGCCCGUGGCCAAGAAGCCCACGAUAGCUGUGAAACCCACCAUGAUGGUGGCAGACGGGCAGGGGCUGUGUGGGGAGCUCAUCACGCUGGAGCAGUGUGAGAACAAACCCCUGCCUGCGGGGUGGAACCGCAACAAGGCGGUCUUGAACAAAAAACCACUGAACAAUAAUAACGAGGAGGAGAUCGAAGGUUACAGCCAUGUUCCUAGGCCUUAUGGCAACAGUGAGGGCGUGGGUAAGAUACCAAAUAAUAAUAACGGACUGACAGAAGUUUUGAAGGAGAUUGCGGGUUUGGAUACCACACCUCAGCUCACUGGAAAUGAAACGAACUCAAGAGAAACCUUCUUGGGAAGGAUAAAUAAUUGCUACAAAAGAUCGUUAGAAAGGAAGAUCCCUCCGAGCUGUAUGGUGGGUGGAAUGAAGGAUUCACAGAGUAAGCACGUUAUUCUGAGUGGAAGCACUGAAGUCAUAAGUAAUGAAGGUGGACGUUUCUGUUAUCCAGAGUUCUCUAGUGGAGAUGAGAGUGAGGAUGACACGUUUUUUGGCAGCAUGCAGGAAGAGCACGAGAGCUGGGAUGAAAGUGAUGAAGAGUUGUUAGCAAUGGAAAUCCGCAUGAGGGGCCAACCUCGCUUUGCUAAUUUCAGAGCUAACACCCUGUCUCCUGUUCCAUUCUGUGUUGACAAAAAAUGGAAUACCGUGCCCCUUCGGAACAAGUCUCUCCAGCGGAUCUGUGCAGUGGAUUAUGACGACAGUUACGAUGAAAUUUUAAAUGGCUACGGGGAAGAGACUGUGAUUCUUUAUGGGCAAGAGAGCAUGCAGAGCAUGGUAUCUUCUGAUUCUACAUCUCCUGAUUCUUCUUUGACAGAAGAGUCUCGUUCUGGGACAACCAGCAGUUCUUCCCAGAAGCUCUGCAAUGGAGGGUUAUCUCCUAGCACUCCUCAGGACCUCAAAGUGAUUGAACAAGAAUAUGAAAGUCUUUGUGACAAUCAACAAGUGAAGGACGUGCCAAAAGCACCCAGAAACGCUCUGAAAAGUCUGGAAACUCACAAGGCAGUCCUUGCACUUCGCCUGGAGGAGAAGGAUGGCAAAAUUGCUGUGCAGACUGAUACGCAGGAUAAUAAAAGUUCUUCAGAUGUUCCUGGUCAAGCCGUAACUAUUAAUUUGGUGCCUGUGGAGGAGCAAGCUAAACCUUACAGAGUGGUGAAUAUGGAACAACCCGUGUGCAAGCCAUACACCGUAGUGGAUGUAUCAGCUGCCAUGACCAGUGAAUGUAAAGAGAAUCAGACUGAAACCUCAGAAACCAAAAAGGCAUCAUCUAACCCAAGCUCACCAGUAACUCCGGGCACACCUAUUGCAUCCUCUGCAGCAUCACCAGUACAUGUGCACGCUAAUCUGAAAAAAUCCAGCGCAAUCAGAUACCAGGAAGUGUGGACUUCUAGCACUAGUCCAAGACAGAAGUUACCUAAGGUGGAACUGAUUGGAAACAGCUCAGGACCUUCCAUUCCUCCCAGGAAGACAAGCCACAAGUCAGCUCCUACUUCACCAACAGCUACAAACAUUUCUUCGAAAACUAUCCCAGUUAAGUCUCCUAAUUUGUCUGAGAUAAAAUUCAACAGUUACAACAAUGCUGGCAUGCCACCUUUUCCUAUUAUCAUUCAUGAUGAGCCCACUUACGCCAAGAGUUCCAAAAAUGCUAUUAAAGUUCCUAUUGUAAUCAAUCCAAAUGCGUAUGAUAAUCUGGCAAUCUAUAAAAGUUUUCUAGGGACCAGUGGGGAGCUGUCUGUCAAAGAUAAAACUACAAGUGUGAUAAGCCAUACCUAUGAAGAAAUAGAAACUGAAAGCAAAGCCACCGAAGCCAUAGGCAGCAAGCCCACUGAGUUGCCCCAGGCAAAGGGGGUGGCCAGUAGCCCUGAGUGCAGGCUGGGCUCUGUUGCUCAAAAGGUCCAAGAAUUCAACAGCUGCCUCAGUAAAAGCCAGAUAUCCCCACAGAGAAGUCACAGCGCUGACCACAGCUCCCCAUCCCGAGUUCAAAAGGCAAUGCACGAGCCUGCAGCAAAAACAGACAUAACCCCGGACGGUUCUGUUGGCAGCAGCAGUGGCAGAGAGAAUGCAAGCACGGUGCUCUCACAGAUCGUGGCUUCUAUCCAGCCUCCACAAUCUCCUCCAGAAACGCCUCAGUCUGCUCCCAAGUCCUGUAGUGUAGAAGAACUGUAUUCCUUACCCCCUGAGGGAGAUGCUACUAAAAACACCCUGGUACGACCCAAAUCUCUGUUUACAUCACAGCCUGAAGCGGAGUCCUCCAAGACGGAAAAUGCUGCCAUUAAAAUGCAGAAAGAUCCACUUUCACAGCCAGCUGCCACUCCCUCUCCAAAGCCAGCGCGAGCCACCCCGAGUUCCACGAGUCCCCAUGCGGAGCAGGCACCGCCAUUCCCCCCUCCACGCUCCACCUCCUCUCCCUACCAUGCCAGUAACUUGCUGCAAAGGCAUUUCAGCAAUUGGGCCAAACCCAACAGCCCCACCAGGUCGACAGAGGCGGAGUCCAUCCUGCACUCGGAGGGGCGGCGCCCCGAUGCGAAACCCAAACGCUGGAUAUCCUUCAAGAGCUUCUUCCGCCGCAGGAAAGCUGACGAUGAGGAAGAGAGAGAGAAAGACAGGGAGAAAGGGAAGUUGGUGGGUCUGGAUGGAACUGUUAUACACAUGCUGCCCCCUCCUCCAGUGCAGCGGCACCACUGGUUCAGCGAGGCCAAGUCGGACUCCAGCGAGAAGCCGUCGAUCGUUUUCAUGUACAGGUGUGACCCGGCACAAGCGGAGCCGAGGGCUGAGCUCCCACACAAGGGUGGGGUGGAGUCUGCUAUCGCAGAGGCGCUGGCCAAAGACAAGGGAGAAGUGCAGGAAAAGCCUCCAGAGAGCUCGGAAGAGAACGUAGCGAGCCAUUCCUCACCACCUCAAGCUCCCAGGAAAAUGCCCAGCACACCAGAACACUGUGGAAUCAAUGGCUCGCCAGAGUUUCAAGACAUGAUUAAAAGACUCAAGAAGGCCCUGAAAGAAUUUCCUUUAAUGGGGAAUUGUGUGAGUGAGUACAGUGGUCAAGUGCCCGAUGAGCCCACCCUGGAGGAGUUGUCCCCUCGUGUUCCCAGAGCCGUGUUUGUGAAGCAGGACAAUGGGGGCAGCGCCUCGGUCAUCCCGGUCUCAUCCGCCCGCGGGCCGCCAGGGGAGGAAGAGAAGGAAGAAGCUCCAAAUUCUCCUGACCUGAGCACCUGCAGUGCUACGUACAGCAAUUUAGGGCAGUCCAGAGCAGCUAUGAUCCCUCCAAAACAGCCAAGGCAACCCAAGGGAGCUUUGGAUGAUGCCAUUGCCUUUGGAGGGCUGGCAGACCAGGAGACAGUGAACAACUUGCAGCCAACACCACCUCCGCUGCCAAAGAAAACAAUUUUGAGAGCUAACACAGAGCCAACUCCCCGAGAUCUCCAGAAGCAGGCUCUGGAGAACAACCUGUGCAUCAUGGCCAAUCCCACCUACGACAUUGACACUAACUGGGAAGCAAGCAGCGCCUGCUCCUCAGUCAGCCUGGAGCUCAAGGUCCUGGACAAUGAGUCGGGAGAUUCCUUGGACAGGCCGACAGAGAAACUGAGGGCAACCACCUCAGCAACUAACAGUGUUUCCAGCCUAACCACUAUCAGUAUUAAGGACCGCUGUUCCAACAGCAUGGAGUCCCUGACAGGGAGGCGCCUCUCGCAGGCCAAGCAGGGCCGAGGCAUCCAGAAGCCGCAGAGACAAGCACUUUAUCGAGGCAUCGAAAACAGAGAGGAGGUGGUGGGGAAAAUCCGGAGCUUGCACGCUGAUUCCCUGAAGAAGCUGGCGCUGAAAUGUGAAGACCUGUUCAUGGCCGGGCAGAAGGACCAGCUGCGCUUCGGCGUGGACAGCUGGUCGGAUUUCCGGCUCACCAGUGACAAGCCGUGCUGCGAGGCGGGCGAUGCCGUUUACUACCCCGCGUCUUACGCUAAAGAUCCCCUCAACAAUUACGCAGUCAAGAUUUGUAAGAGCAAGGCUAAGGAAUCUCAGCAGUAUUAUCACAGCCUGUCUAUCCGGCAGAGCCUGGCUAUCAACUUUAACAUCCAGCAGGACUGUGGCCAUUUCCUUGCUGAAGUGCCAGUUCGUCUCCUUCCGUGGGAGGAUGACGACGCACCGGAUGCGGAAGAAGAGGAGCGGGAAGAAGAGGAGAAAACACCUGAGCAGAAGAACAGAGACACUGCUUCCCCUCCAGAGGCCUCCCACAAAGACAGCCCCAGCAGGCAGGGCACCAUCAGCAAGCCCCGCAGCCGCGUGGUGGUGAUCACGCGGGAGGUCCCGCACCUGACCGUGGCCGACUUCGUGCGGGAUUCGGCGCCCCGCCACACCAAGAGCCCCGACCUGUACGAGAGACAGGUGUGUCUGCUCCUCCUGCAGCUAUGCCUGGGCCUCGAGCACCUGAAGCCCUAUCACAUCACGCACUGUGACCUGCGCUUGGAGAACCUGCUGCUGGUUCACUCCAGACCGGGAGGCAGCCCCCUGAGCCCCGAGGCCACAGACCCCAGUCCCAACACUGCCUGUCCAGCCAGAUUAAUUGUGAGCAACUUCUCCCAGGCCAAGCAGAAGAGUCACAUGGUGGAUCCUGAGGUCCUACGGGAUCAGUCCCGCCUGGCUCCAGAAAUCAUCACCGCGACGCAGUACAAAAAGUGUGAUGAGUUCCAGACUGGCAUCCUCAUCUAUGAAAUGCUGCACUUACCCAACCCCUUUGAUGAGAAUCCAGAGCUGAAAGAGAAAGAGUACACUUGUGCUGAUCUCCCCAAGAUUCCUUGCCGUUCGCUCUACUCUCAAGGGCUUCAACAACUUGCCAGCUGCCUGCUGAAUCCCAACCCUUCAGAGAGGAUCUUGAUAUCAGAAGCCAAAGGAAUCCUUCAGUGUUUGCUUUGGGGUCCACGUGAGGACCUGUUCCACGCUCUCAGCACGUCUUCCAACCCCUCACGGAGAGACGCUAUACUUCAGAACUGGCUCGAUAUAAAAAGGACGCUGCUGAUGAUCAAGUUUGCAGAGAAGUCCUUGGAGAGGGACUGUGGAAUUAUUCUGGAAGACUGGCUUUGUUGUCAAUAUCUGGCUUUUGCCACUACAGACUCACUUCAGCGCAUUGUGAGACUCAUGAAGCAGCACUAGUUGUAGAGCCUGUUGCUUUUUGUGAAGCAUCCCCACCUCUGCCCCAGCCCUCACUCCAGCCUGCACUAGGGCUCACACUUUGUACAAUAGUUACAAAACAGCCUAGACAUCAAAGCCAGCAACUCUGAGCAAAUAGGUUCUAAUUGGAGAAAUUGCAUCCUGUACCGAGUAUGACAGAAACUCUACUUUUUUGCCAGGCCUGCUAGGGAUUGAUCAUAUACAUGACUGCAUUUGGAUCAGACAGUAUGUAACCUGAUUCAUAUCUGGCUGAAAAGGAGAGCAAGCUUUGAUACCACUAUUUCUACCACUGCAGUAAACAAACUGUCCUCUUCUGGGUAGUUUCAAUCAUUUCCUACAUAGCAUUGAUUAGUGAAUAAGCAGAGACCAUAAGCAGAGAUGGAUUAGUGGUGAAUGUGAGAUGAAUUACCCACCAUGCCACAAAACACUCAUUUGCUUUCACUCCACACACCACACAUUUCCUCUCUGAAGCUGAGCUGAGUCAGUCCCCCACAAGCAGGCUGUGCUCCUCUUUCCUUUGCUCUCAACCAGAUGCUGAUCUUUCUCUUACACUUUACACCAUCCAUACCUUCCUCCCCAGAUGUGAUUUUCCCACUGACCAUGGCAAGCGUCAGUGAGCAGUAAGCACCUGUGUUCUGUCCUCUUCCCUCCUCCUCUCCCUCACUGCCUACCCAUAUCCUUUCUAACCAUGGAUCCAUGAUUUCAUCAAUGCUGCCUUAAUCAGACCCUUAGCUUGAGACCUGUGCAUUAAAAAAGCAGAAUAUGCACACUUCGUCUAUGCUAUUUCUUAGCAACUUUCACCUUUCAACUGUUGAUGUACUGUAGCCAUAACCACACUUAUACAAGAACAGUGCAACACAUGGUGGACCAUUGAAAUUCCUCUUCCAUCGCAAAAGGCACUAAAGCCUGACUUGAAAUGGACAGGACGUACAUAACCUUCUCUGACAAUCACUGCUAUGAAUCAGGGAUGAAAAUAAAAGCCACCUCUUCUGUUUUGUUUUGGUCUGCUCUUGUCACUUACGCCAUACUGCAAAGUGAGAUUGAAAUUGGCUCUGCAGGUUUGUUGGCAGGAGAUAGAAAUGUUUAGAGCUUGUCUGUGUGUAGCUAACAGGCAACAUGGAGAUACUUUUACUGCAGACACAGUUCUCUGAAGGGUAAAAACAAGGGGGCAAAAAUUGAGGGAGCUGUUGAGUUUGGCAGCCACGACCAACAGCAUCAUGAUCCACAGUUCCUGCAGCAGUGCUUGGCUGCCCAUCUCUUGUCUGUUGUAACCAGUGUUUUCUAAUGUUGCUAUAGACAACACCCUAAAAAUGGAAUGUUGUCAGAAGAGCUCAAAGAGCAUCACAGAGUUUUGGACUAGAGCAGGAAUUAGUGAGGAUUGAAGAGUCAGAAUUUUUAAAACCUCAACUUGAAGGAGCUUUUUCACUUUUAGAGGCCACUGCUGACGUCCUUCUGUGCCCUAACAACCAUUUCUCAUGGAACCCCUGUAGAGACAAUGUCUUUGCUCAGUAUUGCUAGGCUAGGAGUUGUUUCCCGAGUUGCUCUGAAGAACGGAUCUGCAUGCAGGGGGAAAAGCGAUCCCGAAUAUUCUGACCCGGGUGAUGGAAAGCAGACAGCCCUAGUUAUGAGCCUGUGCUUCUCUCCUAUGGAUCUAUGUGCAAUUCUUGUAUUAUUUUUUGAAGCUGUACAUUAUAGUGUUCACUUUACACACCAGCCUUUACCCAAUGCUAGAUCUGCAGCCCCUUCCUUUACUUUCCUGGCACAUAAAUGCACAGAUAUCCAUGUGUUCUUUUUAUGGAUUGAUGUUCCAUUUUAAUUGUUAAAACUGUGAGGAAUCAAUUCACUACAGCCUUGAAACAAAUAGCCACUUUAUACAGCAUAUGCAUUCUUGGACCAGAUGCAUGGAAACUGAACAAACAGUCCUGCAGGCUUAAAGUCAGCGAAAGUAGCUCUGGAUCCAUGCCAUACAUCGAGGGGUUGACAUGUCUGUAUUAUUCUUCUCUGGCAUCUCUCAGAGCUCAGCUGAAUAGCGUGUGGAAGCCUACAUCGAUUGUGCCAUAGUAUAGACUGUCUUUGUGACCUUUCUAGAGAUUUUUUAGAAACUUCUGAUGAUUGUUCUUUUGUUUGAUUCACCUGUAUCAGUGAAGGAUCAGACAAGGAUAAGGAUAAUAUAUUUUAAUGUGAUAUGUAUGUUUUUCUUUCUCUUUUUGGCAAAAAGGUUAGGAUGGCGGCAUUGAUGCAGAAAAAGAGGACAGUGCAUUAAAAGCCCAAGUGCAAUGUAUGUAGUUGAAGUACUUCCUCUACAUCAGGAAAGUUUCUACACUACUGCUGAGCAGCUCGUAGAAGAACCUUUACAAAGAACCUCCUGUUCAGCGCAGCCCUGCUUUAUCUGGACACAGGAGGGCAAUGCUCCCAUAGUUCACAUACGCCGAGCAUGGCAAGUCACUCGUGUACUACCUACUAGCUAUUAGCGACAGUGUGCUGAGCUGCCAGUGGGGCUUCUUGUUCUCUGUGGUCUGGUUUUGUGUUCGUUCCGUAGUGUGUGUGUGCACCUGACUUCUCAGCUAGCUCAGAUAGGCAUAGGUGUAACUCUUGGACCACCUGGCAUUGCAGUGGGGCGAUCCCUUGAAGCUUCUGGGUGUUCCCGUGUUCAGGGACGUGUUCCCACCGUCACUUUGAUGUCAACGCGCACAUGCAAAGUUGGAUUUUGAAUGUUGUACAACCGUACGUAUUAAUGCAGCUGGUCCAACGCCUUUGUAUCUCUAGCUAUCUAAUUUCAGUUUGUAUCUUUUGUGAUGAACAAUACUCAUUUUAGCUCUGCAGUAUAAUCAAGCAUGGAUAGAUGUUCACUACCAACCUCCUUCUUGUGCAGCACUGGGUAAACUUUAGCAAUUUGUAAUGUUGUGUGGUUUUUUUCUUUAAAAAAGAAAGAAUGGUCAAUGUAGUCGAACCUGAUCUGGCCUGAGCUCUUCCUUGAGAAGCUUAAGGCUGACUUUGCAGAUCUGCCCAUAACUGAUACAACUGUGUUUGUGGCGGUUCUCCAUCCUGGCACCAGACUGUGCCACGUAAAUACACAAGAAUGUAUGCAUUAAACUGAUUGUAAACACAUCCUAAGAAUGCUACAGCAUAAUUGCUAAGCAAAAGGAAAAAAACCCGCUCUGUAACAGGAUCCUGUGUAUGGCAGGAACAGAACCCCUGGCUGUGCAUGUUAGAAUAUGUGCACAGAUCUUGAAAUUUUUUUUUAGCAAUGUCGCACUUUCAGUUGAGCUCAAGAAAUAGGAAGAGCUGCAAAUCUAAGAUAACAGUAUUGACUGUAAAUAUAUAUUUUUUUAUUAAUAAAAGCUGUCAUUCAAAUAUUUUUAACACGAGCUCUAAAGAUUUUUCCAGUGGAAACUAAUUUCUGGAAAAAUCAAAUGCUCAUUUGAAGAAUUAUGAUGAGUGGUUUCUGAUCCUCUUAGAGCCAAUAAAACCCUCUCUAAUAUUACAGAGAGAGCACAGUGAUUGGAUUCACAAUGUUUAGUGCCUUGUCAAAAACCUGAAAUGUAGCCGGUCAGUUGGUGGAAAUCUUAUUUUUUUCAUAACAGCCCUAGAAGUAAUACUGCCCAUGUAAAGAUGCAAAAGACUUCACAAGACUAAAUGCUGUACUUUGUAUGAUGCUGGGUUGAUCUAUUCGGUAAGAUUUGUGCGAAUGGGCUCCUAUAAGUUGCUUGUAGUACAGCGUAACAAAAGUAGUAACAAAGUAACAAAACUGUGGGCUUUCAAAUUUGCGAUCUGCACAGGGAAUAGCAGUGGAUAUUUAGUCCGUUCAGCCUGACCAGGCCUCAGGAGAAGCCUCUUGCUCUGACAAUCUGCUGCAGACACUCCGCGCUGGCGAGGCUGGCGAGGGGAGGGAUCGCCGUGCUCUGGGAGCAGCGGGAGGGUGAAAUGCGCUCCUGCUGUAGGUGGUGGGUGCUGCACGCCAGCCUUGGGCUGUGCUGAGAAAUGCAAACCUCUGUUCGCACAGGAGUGCUAAAAGAACUGCUCCUGAGAUGGUGUGGAAAGGGGGUUAAUUUUGUAUUUCUUAAAUGGAAAUUACUAAUUAGCUGUCAAACCCCAGAUCUGAUCCAGUCAAUAUGCAUAACCAGGUGAAUAUAAAGAGACUCUACUAGUAAAAGCUUGCCUACACAUUUUUAGGAAUGAGGGAAUCCAGAAUUUUCUUCUGGAGCCCCUGGAAUGUCCAACUAUAGAAGCCUGGUUCAGUUCAGUAUUCAGGCUGAUGAAAUCAGUAACUCCAGCCAGGAUACCAUGUUGCUGUCCCACAGUGAAGAGUGCAGAUAGCAUUUACAGAAAUGUUCCACCUUAAAUCUUUUAUGCUCCACACAUCCCACUCACAAGGUAUGAAUGGAUCAUCUUGACAUGUUAACACAAGAGAAUUCCUACGUGUUAGAGAGAAAAAUAUAUUAUUUAAAUAAAAUAUGUGUGUUAGGGUUCAGCUACUUGCAGAAUUUAUUCGGCAGCUUCACACUGUAGGUCCUUAAUUUUAACAUGUAUUCGCUGCUGAAAUAAAAUGGAUUGUGCUGAGAAUCCCAUCUAAAUUAAUUUUUUUUGUUUCUAAUAACAAAUCCAUAUGUUAAUAUAAAUUAAAUAAUCCUGUUUUUAUUUAAAUCAAUUUUAAGUUUUCUGAGGGUUACAAUAGAAACUGAGUCAGACCUUUUAAUGCACUUUCUUUUCCCCCUUUCUCCAAAUUGACUGUUUCUCAGUACAAACAGUACUUAACUGCAUGACUAGACCAUCAGUUUUACUCUGAUUUUGCAGAGGUGGUGUUGGUUCUGUUAAAAGUCCUCUAAGACCUAGAGCACAAUCAAAGCCCUUCAGCCAGCACAGAGAUGUGGUUGUGAUUUAGUUACGCAGUAAGAUAACAUCAAAGAAGUACAGAAUAGAAUUUUAAAUACCUCUAUAAAAAUACACCUGUGGAAAUAUUCUGUAAUCGUGUGGAUUACAAAGACUUCAAGAGAAGAAUACACAAAAAAAAUACUUUUCAAAACAUUGGGGAGAAAUUUCUUAAGGGCACCCACAACUCCAAAAGAAGGAGCAAGUCUUUUUCCCUGCUGUGUUGCAGAGAAUUUCUGGUAGACAUUUGUAUGGAUUUUCUUAUUCACCUGGAUGCAGUAUUAGAAGGAUGGUGAUUUUGAGUAGGUGUAGAAUGUAAUUUAAAUCAUUUCCUGUCAGUCUUCUUGCAUUGGUGCUCCACUCAGCAUUUACCUGGAAACCACAGAAUGCUUUCAGAACAAGCAGAGUUGCCAGUGAGAAAUUAAAUACUCAACUUACCUGUACAUAAGCAUUUUACCACUCUACAGAAUUUGAGAAUUUAGUUUGUACUUCAGACUAUAAAGAUUUUUUUCCAUAAAUUUAAGGGGAAGAUUUCAGGGAUUUAGAAGAGGUUGGAGCUUUUUUUAAUAUGGAAGAAAUAUUUGUUCAUAAAUAUAUAUAUAUACAUACAUAUAUAUAUAUGAGUCCAUGUGGGCAUAUUUUAAUAUAUAUGUAUGUAUAUGAAUUUUAUAUCCCAAAAGUAUUCUUUGCCCCUUUUUGCUUGAAAAUAUAUAUAUUAUAUAUUGUAUAUAUAAUAUAUAUUUUAAGAGUGUGUAAAUUUUAAUAUAAUCAUUUAAUAAAUAACACCUCUUCAAAAAUUACUCAAAACUUCUGUUUCUUUGUCCUUUGGAUUGUUGGUAUUAGAAAGUUUUGCAGUCGAAAUCCUUGGGUUUUUUUCUUUAAAACUUAAUUAUGCUGAGCAUUUAAGAAUAUGUUCUUGUUUUUAAUAAAAGGGGGAAAUUUAUUUUUAAAUUAGGGACUCCAAAAUCAGUGAACUUCUAUAAAUGGGAUUUCUUUAAAUGCCUUGACUAAGGGAAUUUUUUUUUCAUUUCUUUUUUCAGUUCCAUUCUUGUGGGUAAUUUGUAUUUGGAAUUCCUGGUUGCAUUGCUUUAUCUGGUGCUUCAUAUUGAUAUUUACACAUUUUUAUAUAAAUAAGUAUAUAAACUUCAAGCCUUCCUUUGUGAUCAGGGGCAGUCACACUCUGGUUUGCUGUGGUACUUUGCUGUGUACUCUGUGGCAUUCAUGUUACUGUGUAAAUAAACUAGUUUUAUUACACUCAAAA